GCCACAUGGAUCCGGCUUCUAUUUUUGAAGAUGCGCUCAAGGGUUUGGCUACCAAGGAUUCAAAUGAAUGCGCAACGCCUCGUUUACCGAAACUGGAACACAUCAUCGCACCGCAGCCGCUUAAGCAAUCUGCCCUCCCAGCUUCUGCAAAUAACAUUAUUACCCAUCCGAAGCGAAUUCCCUUGCUCACCGACUCUCCUUUACUGAUAGAUCCGCCAACUGCAACCGUACACUCUAAUCCCUCUACUGAUGCCACCGAAGAUCCGGGUGGUGAUAUUAUACUCAAUGCUUUGAUAAACGCAGGUAUCCCCCCGUCAUCCCUGAAGACUACGAGCAGUAUAGCUCCGGUCACUACUACUAAUGCACUGCGGCCCCUCUCACAUCCCACCACUCACCUGAAAGUGAUGAACUCUAAGGGAUCUGCGGUGUUGACCGUCUUCCCCAACACGAAACCUAAUCCGGAUCGGACCAGUCAGUUCAUCCGACGAUUCGGUAACAGUAAUGGGAUGGUUGCGCCGGAAUCGCCAAGGACGCCUAGUAUCAUCCGUAAAAGGUACCCGUCCUCCGGAACUCCGACAUUGCAGCCACCGUCUAAGAUCCGAAGAUCCGUUUACACCCCUCCACAUGCCGAACUGAACGGCGCGCGAGUAUCCGAUAGUCUCUUUCCCAGUAUAUCUACGGGUCCAAAAAGGCCGGAUGAUUGGCGUGAUGCAGCCAGACUGCAUAGAGGUGCAUCAUUCGUGCGUACGUACUCCAACUCCCACCAACCGGCACACAUAAUCAAGCCGUUUCAUAUGCUCAGACGAGACGAUGACCUUGAAGAGGACGAAGAUUUCGCGCAAGCCGAGACAUACGCGGAAUAUGUACCCAUGCGGAUGAAACUCGGUUGUAAGCACCCUGAUCCGGUGGUGGAGUCCAGUUCUUUGUCGAGCGUCUUGCCCCCCGAUGUGCAUUAUCGAUUGACACUGCCGCGAGAAGUGAUCGAUGGUGGCCAUCUAUCAUCCUUGCAGCUAGAGGCUGUUGUCUACGCUUGCCAGCGACACGAAUGCCUUCUUCCCAACGGACAACGUGCUGGUUUUCUCAUCGGUGAUGGGGCUGGUGUCGGAAAGGGGCGCACAAUUGCUGGGAUUCUGUACGAAAAUUACAUCCAGCAUCGGAAGAAGGCUAUCUGGUUAUCAGUUUCCAACGAUUUACGCGUGGACGCGGAGCGCGACUUACGGGAUGUGGGCUUCGGUAAAAUCAAGGUUCAUUCGUUAAAUAAGUUCAAAUAUGCGCGGAUAUCCGGAAAAGCGAAUGGACGUGUCAAGAAGGGAGUCAUUUUUUCAACGUACUCCUCUUUGAUCGGGGAAAGUCAGGGCAGUGCCAAAGCCAAGUAUAAAACGCGACUUAAGCAGCUGGUUCAUUGGUGUGGGAAAAGCUUUGACGGCGUCAUUGUCUUCGAUGAGUGUCAUCGGGCUAAAAACCUCACACCCAGCGGUUCACAGAAACCUACGAAAACUGGCCUGACGGUUCUGGAGUUGCAGAAUCGUCUACCAAAUGCACGAAUUGUCUACGCGAGUGCAACCGGUGCCACGGAACCGCGCAAUAUGGCCUAUAUGACUCGGUUGGGCUUGUGGGGCGAAGGUACACCGUUCAAAACCUUCAACGCAUUUAUCCAGUCCCUGGAACGUCGCGGCGUUGGAGCCAUGGAAUUGGUCGCGAUGGAUAUGAAGCUGCGAGGCAUGUACAUCGCUAGGCAGCUAAGUUUCCAGGGUGUCCAAUUCAAUAUCCGAGAGAUAACUAUCGAAGAUGUGCGCCUGAAGAACGAGAGCUUCGUCGACGUGUAUAAUCAGUGUGCUGACCUCUGGGUCUACGCGUAUCGAUUUUUCUCCGAAGCUACUCGUCUCAGUUGUCCCUCUGAUCGUUUCCGCAAAACAAUGUGGGGACAAUUUUGGUCGGCUCAUCAACGAUUUUUCAAGUAUCUGUGCAUUGCUGCCAAGCUGGACGCUUGUGUAGAGCUUACAAAAGCCAGCUUAAAGGACGGCAACUGUGUUGUCAUUGGUCUGCAGUCGACUGGUGAAGCCAAAACACUCGAGCAGGUGGAAGAGCUGGGAUCCGAUCUCGGCGAUUAUGUGUCUACCACAAAAGGAGUCUUUCAAUCACUCGUGGAAAAAUACUUUCCCAUUCCGAGCAACUUGGAAAAUUUCAGCUUGCGAGGCGAACGGUUGGCCACCAUGGGUGACCGGAACUCUUCGGCAACGCUUAGUCGAGCUGGUCGUGCUGUAGCCGGUGGACAGGGUAGUGGCCUCGGGUUGAAAGAUAUUUUGGGCGAAAAGAUGUUUGCGAAACUGGUGGCCGGUGGCAGUUUAUCCGGAUCGAAUGCGGACGAGGUGGAGUUGGAUAGACUGAAAUCCAUUGGGAAGAAUUCCGAUUCCGAUGCGGACAAUGAUGACGAUCGUUCAGAUGACUCUGGCGACGAGGAUGACUCCACAGAAAAUCUUUCCACUUGCAAAACCAACGGUCUUGGGCAUUCCUCGUCUUCGGAUUACUUUGACUCGGACUUGGAGUUGUACCCGAGUGGCACUUCCGAGCGGCGCCGUACUGCUGGUAAGAAGGCAGCUCCCAAAAAACGCGAACGAGGUGGUCCCUCUUCCAACGAACUGUCGGAUAAUUCCGACAGCGACUGGGAUCCAGAUGCGCUAUUUGACAGCUUUCUCGCUCGACAAGGCUCUUGGUCACGCGGCAUGACCGACCAGCGUUUUGACAAGACAAAGAAGCCGAGCUCCAGUUUGUUGGAUGACUUCGUUGGGGAAGAUUCUAUGCGUGAGCUAUCCCACAAGUACCUGUUCCGCAAGCGCACAUCUCAAGAUGGCCGUUCCAUAGGAUCGUCUCGUGAUCGCGUCCCUGAAAAUGUCUCCCCGGAUGAAGCCAGACGACAGUGCAGUGAAAUGCAGAGUCUGUUGUUGCGUUUUAUCGAGAAACUGGGGCCGAAAUUGCCCCCGAGUUCGCUGGAUGAACUAAUCGACAAAUUAGGGGGUCCGUCGUGUGUGGCUGAAAUGACUGGACGUAAGGGUCGUAUGGUUAUGGGCGACAAUGGCCGUGUUUCGUACGAGUCAAGACGUGAAUUCGAUGUCAGCCUGGAAAUUGUCAAUUUGACUGAGAAACAACGUUUUAUGGACGGGGAGAAACUGAUCGCGGUUAUCUCGGAGGCAGCGAGCAGUGGCAUCUCUUUACAGGCGGAUCGACGAGCCCUGAACCAGCGGCGUCGUGUCCACAUUACCCUCGAAUUACCGUGGAGCGCAGAUCGGGCGAUACAACAGUUUGGUCGCACACAUCGUUCGAAUCAAGUCAGCGCUCCGAAGUAUCUUUUCCUCAUAUCUGACCUGGCCGGGGAACAGCGUUUCGCCUCUACAGUUGCAAAACGUCUCGAGUCUCUGGGUGCAUUGACUCAUGGCGAUCGUCGUGCCACUGAUUCACGUGAUCUGUCCCAGUUCAACAUAGACACGAAAUUGGGACGCGAAGCGUUGGACAUCAUUAUGCGCUCCUGCAUUUAUGGGGAAGAGGGCAUCGUGGAGCCACCCAGCAAUUAUGCCAGUUACGAAACAAGUCUAAACGAUCUGAAACCUCCCACGCUACAGGAUGGUGCACGUAUGUUUUUUGUCGAUGCGAAAGCAAGCCUGCAAGGUGUUGGAUUGGCAACAGGCCACACGCGUGAACGAGAUGCGAAUCAGAUGUCAAAGUUCCUCAAUCGCAUGUUGGGGCUACGCGUGCACGUACAAAAUGCCAUAUUUCGCUACUUCUCCGACACCUUGGAGGAAUUGACUCGCCGAGCAAAGCGCGAUAACCGUUUGGAUUUGGGUAUUAUGGAUCUGGGCACAAGCGGACAGAAUUUGGAGAUUACGUGGACCAAAAGCUUCGACACCUGGUUCUUGUCGGAGUCGACCAAGGUGCACCUGCACAAAGUGACCGCCGAGCGCGGCCUCUCCUGGGCCGCGGCUAUGGAAAUUUACACGCAACACGAUGGUGUUCAUGAUGGAUUUUAUCUUCCAUCUGGUCUCACUACUAGCAAAGUUGUCAUACCUGUGCUGGCUGUCUACGUGAAAUCACGACCCGGGGCCCGUCUAUCUGGUGGGAAGAGUGACACAAAGUACUAUCGUAUUUACCGGCCAAACACGGGGAUGCAAGCCCGACCGUUGGAACUUGGAAAGCUGUUGGAACGAUACACCAGAGUGGCGAACCCGUCAGAGUGCCAGGACGCAUGGUACCACGUUUGUAAGGAGAGCGCCACUCGAUGUAUCCAUGUGAUGCAACACGGUAUCUGUCCUCGUGCCACCCAUCAGCGCACAAUUUGUGAGGUCGGUCUUCGCGUCCGCACCUACCACGUCCUCAGUGGCUCGGUUCUUAAUGUGUGGGCACAAAUUGAACCACUCAUCCAGAAUCGAUCAAACAUGGCUCGAUGCAUGCAAGUAGUACGUCUAAAAUCCAAAGAUGGUAGUCGUAUCAUCGGUUCCCUCAUACCACAGGAGUGUGUGGAUGAUGUUCUGCGUUGUCUGUCGUCACCUCCUGAGAUGUCCCAGUCGCACCAUGACGCGAGCGUUGAUCCACCGACAUCUGGACAGUCUGCUUGGCCGUCAAGGGGAGGGCAUACACAGCGACCGUUGAAGAAUAAUGGCGUAAACCACUCUGCGCUAUCCAGGGGUUGGUCCUGGCCUCGUCGACCCACCAGUGUACUCAAUCGUGGUACUCACGCGAGCGACCGCUCUGUUUUUCACUCAACCAGUGCAUCGUUUAGCAGUCCUCGAGCUCUUCAUCAUUCAAUUCGUUCACGGAUUCCUCAUGCCUCAGACCCUUUCGACCGCCCAUUUAAUGUGUUAAAUCAUCCGCCACCAUCACUUAUUCACCGUCGUGGUACCGCGCUCCACUCGCGAAUCGGAACUACUGCGACAGCUAGUCCAUUGGCCCGAAACUCUUUCAUUAAUGGACGCCCUGAACAGCCACUCGUGGGAUCUAUUCAUUCUCAACAGCGAAUUUCUGGCAACACAUCUGCGGCGUUUCGGUUGUUGCCUAGUUUACAGAGUUCUGCUCCAACCAACUCCACUUCUCCCCGAAUGGGUGGUGUUCCAGCUGCACGUCCUGGAAGCCGAUUGAAUGCGGCACUCUCCAUCCCAAUCGAUGUUCCGGAUUCAAGUUCCGUCGAGCCUCCAGCCCCAACGCCGUCUUCUGUCCAGCUUCAUCCUGCGUCUUUCAGCUCAUCGUCUCAGCCUCUUAUCUCAUCAUCGUCAUCCAUCUCAGCGGCUGUUGUAAGUCAUCCGCUUCCCGAACAAACAGGUCUCGUGACCUCAGCGCCCCUCGAAUCCGCCCCAACCACUGUGGUGAAGCGACCACCGAGUAAACUGACCAAAUUUAAGAUACAAUGGAAAGAAGGCUGACUCACUACUUGCUCACUUGGAAGACUUCAAACCGCUUCGUUCUGGCUCCACCACCGAUGUGACUUCGCUUGCGCAUUGUUGCCGACCUUUUUAGACAUGUGCCUUACUUCAUGUGAUCUGGUUCACCAGGAAACGUUUGUCUUUUGACGUGUUCCAUGGUUUCGCAACAUUUGCCACCUGUUUGCUUGGCUAGUCAACGAUUCAACCUGUAUUUUCUUACUGUUUUCAUUCUUUCACAGACGUCGUUCCCUUUACUCCCCACUCCCAGUCUUCGAACUCACACCGUGCACACUCCGCUACCUUACGUCCCUCUGAUUUUGUUGUACAUAGUUGGAGAAGAGAGACGUCGUCUUUCUCUAAGAACCCAUUGUACAGUGUUUCGCAUUUCCACACACACACACACGCAUGCACCUGACACUUCUGCGGGCAGCAGCGUUGUAGGGGUAACACUUGACUUGCAUUCAAGCUUGCUACUUGUGUCAUCCCCUUGCACCUUCAAUUACCUCAACACACAUCUUGUGGCACCCGCCCUGUCCCUGUAAAGUACCAGCGUUGUGAUUCGUUUUGGUUAGAUUUAUCUUGCUUAUGCAACACUAUUUCACUGAGUUCAUCUUUUGUUCUGC
Messenger RNA from Dicrocoelium dendriticum, 6031 nucleotides. The record is from the annotation of a GenBank genome assembly. Lineage: Eukaryota; Metazoa; Platyhelminthes; Trematoda; Plagiorchiida; Dicrocoeliidae.